GAACUGGGUUUGCCCCCUCCUGCAGCUGGCUUUUGGCCAGGACUUCCCGAGGAGAGGCUGCGUGGGGCUUUCCCUCCCAAAAGCAGGCGGUGCGCGGGGAGGAAGGUCAGGGGCUGCUGAGAGGCCGUAAAGGACCAGCACGAGGCCUGAAGUGUGUGAGACUCAUCCUUCUGCCACUGCUGCCCUAUGAGGGGAGGGGAGAGGGAGGCAGGACCCGGCACCCGGCUGUCCCUAGGCCAUUGGGUCCCCGCCCUGUGCCGUCCAUCCCACACCCCAUUGGGUGCUAUCUGGCUCUGCCGUCCCUAAAUUUUAUUCUAUCUGGAAAUCACCCCAGGUCUCUGGAGGGGUAUCUCACUUGUUCCCCCAAACUUUGUAAGACUUCAUCUCGGGGGAACCAGGGAGCCCUGUCUCUCUUGUCUUCCCACCACUGUUCUCAUUAUCACUCUCUCACCAUUUCUUUGUUCCCUCAUCUGUGUCCCCAUCUUCCUGUGUCUCCUGGCCCCCAGGCUCUGUCUUCCUCCCCCUCCCGUGUCUCCUCUGCCACAGUCUCCAGCCUGCUUGGGCCACGGCCCAGGCGCCCUGCCUGGCCGUCCUCCCUGGCUCCCCCUCUGCGGCUCUGAGCUGGCCCCACCUCCUGCCCCCCCCUUGGGCCAGGCCUCUGAUCCGCCUGUGGACACCGAGGUCUAUUGCCUGGCACAAGGCCCCUGGGGCCGAGGACAGACCGCAGCGCCUCAGCACCCCCAGAGGCAGCCCCUCAGCCUGAGCAGAGGAGCCCCCGGCAGCAGGCAUGGGGGUGGGCUGCCCCACCAGGUAAGUACUCCACGCAGAGCCCCCAGGCCAGGGUCCCCUCCCGCCUCCUUGCCUGCCAUCUUCCUUUCUGGGGCAUCUGCCCCAACACCCCCACCCCAUCCUCACUGUUCCCCCCUCAGAGGGUUCUAUCUCACCCUCAGUGACAGAUCCCAGCCCCAGAAUAAUCCCCCCCCCAGGUCUGGUGCCCCCAACUCUGAGCUCAUCUCCAUUUUCUGCCCUUUUUCACUCCACCCCUCCAUGCUCCUUCAUCUUGUCCCACCUCUGUCUCCCAUCUGCCUGUCUUCAUGGCUCCUGUCUUUCCAGUUCCUAAGAUCAUCUCCACUUCUCUUGGCCCAGCUGCUCCUGGUCUUCCUGUUUCUUUUCUGUCCCCUCUGGGUUCCCGAGACACCCAUGGGGUCUCCGUCUCCCCCUCUUUCUCAGGCUGCCUCACUCCACCUGCCCUCUGCUGCCAUCUCUGAGCCUCUGUACUCUUGUUUUCCUUCAGCCUCCACCCCUACCUCCCUUCCUGUCAAUCUCUGCCCUCCAACCUGUUGCCCAGACCCCACUGGUGAGUUGGGGGUCGUGGGGGGACCAGCCAGGGUCUCAGGGAGAGUGGGAAAGUGCUGUGAGGGGGUGGGGCGGGGCUUCUUGGCCCCAGAUUAAACAGUGACUUUGACACGAAGUUGAUGCACCUUAAGCCCUGCGCCGCCUUAAUAUGGAAACAUUAAGCUGCUCUCCCAGGUCAGGGGGAGGCGGGGGAGGGGGAGGACUUCAGGCACUGGAUCCUCUUCCCUCGUGUCCUGCCGUGGCUGCUGGGAGGUGUGUGCCCUGCGAGCUGGGCCAUGUUGGACUCAGACGGGACCCCCUAGAGGUGAAGGCCCCUGUCCACUUUCGGAAAUGGACGAGGUCACGUCUGCCUCACAGGGCUGAGGGGCCCCAGGAGGAUUUAGGAAAGCGGAGUCCUGGGUUGGAAAGUCUGAGGACCCAAACCGGCACCUCCAUCCCCAGUACUCUGCUGGUCUGGCCAGUUCUCUGAGCCACUCCCCCACCUGUGAAUCGGGGCGAUGACCUUGACCUCCCAGCAUCCUGAGCAGCCAAGGUGAGCAGCGGGGUCUGAUGGAGCCCAGCAGGCAGUCUGUGGGCAUCUGGUGAGCUCUGCAUUGUAGGUGCUUGGGAAACCUGAGCAGGCAAUUCGGUUGCCUGUAGUCCACUCUGCCACUCAGGCUUUGGCACCGAGAAGGCUGAGUGGGAGUCCAGGGUUUGCCGCUCCUUGGCUAAGGGACCGGGGACAAGAGAUGGACCUCAGCUCUUCAGUUGGCUUUACUGUGAGAAGCCAAGUUGCGACAUGCAAACGUUGUGGUCAGAGAUGGGUGGGUGGGUGUAAGGGCCCCAACCCCCUGCCCCUACUCUGUCACCUGGUGGUCCCUGAGGGGUGCUAGUGCACAGUGGGGACUUCUGGGCAGGAAGGGGCUAUAAAUGGAGAGGUCAGAGCCUGGAUUCUGACCUCAGACCUGCCCCCUUCAAUGACCAGCCUCAGUUUCCCCUUUUUAAAGAACAAUCUCUAAUGCCCAGAGUAGCUGAGGAUGAAAAGAAGAGAGUUGGGGCACAUCAUGGAUGCUAAACACAGCCAGGCCCCGUCCUCUCUGACCUGAGCCUCAGCUUUGACUCUCUAGAAUGGGCCUAAUAAGCACCCAUGUGGUGGGGCUGUCUGGGUUCAGGUGCAGACCUCUGAGCAGGGGUCAGGGGAGGGGGAGGGUACCAGUUGGUGUUGAACUUGACAUCACCUAACAGCCCUCUCCUUGGAGUGAGUGCCCCCAGCCCUGCCAAGAAGCCAAUAAUCUCCAGAGCCUGGUCCAGGGGGCCCAUUGUACAUAGGUGCUUGAUAAAUACUGACAGAACUGAUAUGCAAAAUGUUGGGAGGGUGGUCCUUGUUUUUUUUUUUUAACGGAGGUAUUGGGGAUUGAACCCAGGACUUUGUGGAUGCUAAGUACCCACUCUACCACUGAGCUAUACCCACCUCCCCAUAUGCAAAAUAUUUAACCCCCUACCCCAGACAGGUCCUGGAAGUCCCCGCCUCACAGUGCCAGAUGUUAACCCUGCAGCUGCUGGAGGACAAUGAGGUCUGCAGGUCCAUGCCUAGUCCCUUCCCUCCUCCUCUCCUCCCCACCACUCUGCCCAGGGUUCAGCUGCUUAAGAUUCCCUCCAUUUCUCAGAUGAGGGAACUGAGACUCAGGAAGGGAUGUGACUUGCCACCAGUCACACAGCUAGUUAAGUGCCUGAGCUGGGAUUCAAACUUGAACAGCCUGAUGCAAAAGCCUGAGGUCUUAGAUCGCUGCUCCUUUCAAGGUUGUUUUUUUUUUAAUCCCCAUUCCACAGAUGAGCAAACUGAAGAGGAAGCCAGUGGUCCCAGGGCACACAGUGGGUCAGCAACUGACCGAGGACUGGGUCCUGGGUCUCUAUGUCUGGAAGACCUUCCUGACCUUGGAGAAGUCCAGUUUCCCCAUUUUACAGCUGAGGAAACUGAGGCUCAGGAAGGCUGGCCCAAGAUCUGAGGGUCAGGGCUAAGCCUGGGUCUUCCUGGAGGCUUUUUUUUGGGGGGGGGGGGUUGUAACAGCUUCAUUAAAAUAUAAUUCACAGACCCUAGACUUCAUAGAGGAAAAUGUACAAUUCAGUCUUUUUUAGUAUAAUCAGAGUUAUACCACUAUCACCAUAUUCAACUUUAGGACAUUUUCAUCCCCUCAAUAAGAAACCCCAUUCCGCUGGCUGUCACUCCCCAAGCCCCCAUCUCCCCAUCCUCCCCACAACUAGUCUACUUUCUCAAUUUAUAGAUUUGCCCAUUCUGGAUAUUUUAUAUAAAUGAAAUUAUACAGUACAUGGUCUUUUGUGAUUGGCUUUCACUUAGCAUGAUGUUUUCAAGUUUCAUCCAUGUUGUAGCACCUAUCACUUCAUUUUUUAAAAAUUGCUGGGUAGUAUUCCAUUGUGUGGCUCUACCACAUUAUAUUAUCCAUUCAUCGGCUAAUGGAUAUUUGGGUUGUUUCCAUCAUUUUUUGGCUAUUGUGAAUAAUGCUAUGAUCAUCUGUAUACCGCGUUUGUGUAGACACUUGUUUUUAUUUCUCUUGGGUAGAUACCUGGGAGUGGAAUUGCUGGGUUAUCUGGUAACUCUAUGUUUAACCACUUAAGGGACUGUUAGACUGUUUUCCACACCAGCUGUACAAGUUUACAUCCACCAGUAGCGUGGGAGGGUGCCAGUUUUUCCACAUCCUUGUUAAUGCUUUUUGGGUUUUUUGUUUUUUCUAAUUUUUAUAGCUAUCCUAAGUGGGUAUGAAGUAGUGUCUCAUUGUGGUUUUGAUUUGCAUGUCCCCGCUGGCACAUGAUGUCAAUUAUCUUUUCACGUGUUCAGUGACUGUAUAGUUGACCCCUGAAUGGCACGGAAAUUAGGAGUGCCCACCCUCUGCACAGUCAAAAAUCUUAGUAUAACCCUAGAGUUGGUCCUCUGUAUCUGUGGUUCUGAAUCCAAGGAUUCAACCAACCAGGGACUAUGUCAUACUACAGUAGUAUUUAUUGAAGAAAAAAAAAUUGCAUAUGAGUGGACCCAUGAUGUUUAAACUCAGGUUCAAGGGUCAAAUGUAUAUCUUUUUAGAAGAAAUGUCUAUUCAGAUCCUUUGCCCAUUUUAAAAUUUGGUGGGUUUUUUUGGUUUGUUGUUGUUGUUGUUAUAAGGGCUCUCUGUUUUAGAAAGUUUCUUAGAUAUAAUUUGCAACUACUGUUUCCCAUUAGUGAGCUGUCUUUUCACUUUCCUGUUAGUGUCCUUUGAAGCACAAGACUUUUUUUUUUAAUAAAUUAUUUUUUAAGCUUUUUUUUGGGGGGGGGAGGUCAUUAAGUUUGUUUUUUAGUGGAGGUACUGCGGUUCAAACCCAGGACCCUGUGCAUGCCAAGCAUGCACUCUACAGCUGAGCUAUACCCUCCUGCCUUUUUAAAUUUUUUUUUUUAAUGAAGGUACUGGGGAUUGAACCCAGGACCUCGUGUAUGCUAAGCAUGCACUCUACCACUAACCUAUUUCCAUCCCCCAAGAGGUUUUCAUUUUGACAAAGUUUAAGUUACCUUUUUUCCCACCUUUUGUUUCUUGUACUUUCUGAGCUUUUGAACCACAGGUGACCUCAGAGCCUGGGCUCAUCUCUGCGCUGCCUCCACGCUGAGCAGUAGUUACCAUUAGUCUUUAUGAGCAUAGACUCUGGAGCUGGAUGCUAGCACUCAAAUCCCAGCUUAUUGAGCCGUGACCUUGGGCAAGUUAAAUAAACGUUCUGUACUUGGGUUUCCUCAUCUGUAAAAUGGGGAUAAUGAUGCCUACAUUGCUGUGAGGCUCAAAUAUGUAAAUUCACAUAAAGUGCACUGUAUAAAUGUCUGCUCUAAUUACUGUAGUGCCUGCUGUAACCCAGUAUUGUUACGGCUGUAGUUUUGUUGCUGUCAUUGCUACAGGUAACUCCUACAGUAUCAUCAUCAUUGUUGUUGAUGCUGUACUGUUCUGAUUUUUCCAUCCAUUUGCCAGAUGAAGCCACUAAGGCCCAGGGAGCAUGCCUGGCCAAUAAGCCCACCCAUUCUUAGCACCCUAGACUUGGUGGCAUCCCUGGCAUGCGCAUUUCUUGUUCCCGCAGGUUCGGGGCGCCCGCCCCCCGCUAGGCCAAGUGGAGGGGGUGUCCCCACCCAAUGGGCCUAGCCAGGGCCCUGCGCCGCCUGAGCGGCGCCCUGGAGUCGGGGGACGACCGGGCGGGCGAUGAGGAGGAAGCCGGACCGGGGCUGUGCCGCAACGGGUGGGCGCCCGCGCCGUCGCUGGUGGGGCGGCGCCGCGGGCGCUUCGUCAAGAAGGACGGGCACUGCAACGUGCGCUUCGUGAACCUGGGCGGCCAGGGCGCGCGCUACCUGAGCGACCUGUUCACCACGUGCGUGGACGUGCGCUGGCGCUGGAUGUGCCUGCUCUUCUCCUGCUCCUUCCUCGCCUCCUGGCUGCUCUUUGGCUUGGCCUUCUGGCUCAUCGCCUCCCUGCACGGCGACCUGGCCGCCCCGCCGCCGCCCGCGCCCUGCUUCUCGCAGGUGGCCAGCUUCCUGGCUGCCUUCCUGUUCGCGCUGGAGACGCAGACGUCCAUCGGCUAUGGCGUGCGCAGCGUCACCGAGGAGUGCCCGGCCGCCGUGGCCGCCGUGGUGCUGCAGUGCAUCGCCGGCUGCGUGCUGGACGCCUUCGUCGUGGGCGCCGUCAUGGCCAAGAUGGCCAAACCCAAGAAGCGCAACGAGACGCUGGUCUUCAGCGAGAACGCCGUCGUGGCGCUGCGCGACCGCCGCCUCUGCCUGAUGUGGCGCGUCGGCAACCUCCGCCGCAGCCACCUUGUCGAGGCCCACGUGCGGGCCCAGCUUCUGCAGCCUCGAGUGACCCCGGAGGGUGAGUACAUACCGCUGGACCACCAGGAUGUGGAUGUGGGCUUCGAUGGUGGCACUGAUCGAAUCUUCCUUGUAUCUCCAAUCACCAUCGUGCACGAGAUUGACUCCGCCAGUCCUCUCUAUGAACUAGGACGGGCUGAGCUGGCCCGAGCUGACUUUGAGCUAGUGGUCAUUCUCGAGGGCAUGGUUGAGGCCACAGCUAUGACCACACAGUGUCGUUCUUCCUACCUCCCUGGUGAGCUGCUCUGGGGCCAUCGUUUUGAGCCGGUCCUCUUCCAGCGUGGCUCCCAGUAUGAGGUCGACUAUCGCCACUUCCAUCGCACUUACGAGGUCCCGGGGACACCCGUCUGCAGCGCCAAGGAGCUGGACGAACGGGCAGAGCAGGCUUCCCACAGCCCCAAGUCGGGCUUCCCUGGUUCUCUGGCAGCAUUUUGUUAUGAGAAUGAACUUGCUCUAAGCUGUUGCCAGGAGGAAGAUGAGGAAGAGGAGGCCACGGAGGGGGAUAGGGCAGAGACAGAAGAAGAUGGGGCUGCCAGCCCCCGAGUACUCACACCAACCCUGGCAUUGACCUUGCCGCCAUGAUGCAAGCUGAUGUCUCCCUAUUUGUACCCCCUUCCCAGAGGUAGCAAGACGGAGAGAUUGGGCCCUCUCCUGGGCUGGGGUCAGGUGUUUCCUAAGACCAACAGGCCUGCUGGGUAAAUUAUUAGCUGGUGAUGUUCUGCCAUGCCUAGUGGACCUACCAUGGAUGUACUGGACCUUCAUUCCUCUGAGUUCUGUGCUCCCUCCUGGGACCCCUUUGUCAGCCCAGUUCCUGAGUCUCACCAGAGAUGAGGGAUCCAGAAUUCUGGACCACCCAAGAGGCAAGGACUGGCAAUUCUAGAUUCCUCCAUAUGGCUGGUUAGGUUUGUUGAGCAGGAUCUUGAAACAAUGGUAUAGACUGCCUCUGGGGGAGGAAGUCUGCGGUGCUCAAGCAACAAUGGAGAUCAAGAAUUUGUUGGUCUGAAUUGACCUAAGAUUCAAGGAACUGUUGCUUCUCGACUCAGCCAACCAUGUAGCAAAUCAUUGUUUCUAGACUACCUAAGGAGGGAAAGUUAUGGAAUGCCCCAAGAAUUCUUGAUUGACCAAUGACAAAGAAUAUUGACUGCAAGUCAAGAGAAGAUUUUGUGGGUCCAGAAAACCCCAAAGUUGAGAUUCUGUGAAUCUAGAUUAACCACAGAGGCAAGUACUGGUGAAUCUAGAACAGCUUUGACCGGAGAGUUGGACGAAUCCAGAAACGAAAGAGAGAGGUUUCUAGAAUGCAUGAAACAAUGGAGAGUCUGUGGGUCUAGAGGGACUAAAGUGGCAGAUUUGGGAGUGCUUGAUGUAACUUCAGACCACUGGCUAUAGGACCGCAAACCAAGGGGCUGUCAGUGCUUCUGAAUGAUCCACAGGUUUUGUGUCUUUUUUAAGUGCCAUUCUAGAAAGUCCAAAAGAAUCAGAUUGCUCUAGAUUGAUCACAGAGUCAAGGAAGGAGUGGCGAUUCUAGGUGUCUGAGACUUGCUGGUUCCACUUUGCCCAGUGAAGUUCGGGAUGCAGUCCGUGAGGAUACAUGACUUCUUUGUGGUUCUGUAAUGCCAAAAUAAAUCAAGGCUCCAGGGAUCGAGAGUUGUCCAUUAUCAAAACCUGGAAGUUCUAAUCAGCUCCUAGAACUUGGCAGUUCGAGGAGGUGGACUCGGAAUUUGACAGGCAGCAUUGCUGGGCUGGCCUGGGAGGUGAGGGCCCCGCCGAGACCCUGUGGGUAACAGAGUUAGUUAUUGGGCAAGGGAAGGGAGAGCCCCAAGGCUGGUGAGUCUACGAUGCUCUGGAAUCCUCCACCUAGUGAUGUG
Molecule: messenger RNA, 8082 nt
Organism: Camelus dromedarius (Arabian camel)
Lineage: Eukaryota; Metazoa; Chordata; Mammalia; Artiodactyla; Camelidae
Gene: KCNJ14
Product: potassium inwardly rectifying channel subfamily J member 14
Exons: 2
Coding region: 5492-6799 (435 amino acids)
Biological process (GO): potassium ion import across plasma membrane; regulation of monoatomic ion transmembrane transport
Cellular component (GO): plasma membrane
Molecular function (GO): inward rectifier potassium channel activity
Source: RefSeq, a predicted model, not a curated record